Globicephala melas (long-finned pilot whale) is the source of this 2787-nucleotide messenger RNA. It is a transcript of the gene ITPRID1, whose product is annotated as ITPR interacting domain containing 1. The record is from RefSeq and is a predicted model, not a curated record. Gene Ontology annotation, molecular function: signaling receptor binding. NCBI's taxonomy places the organism in Eukaryota, Metazoa, Chordata, Mammalia, Artiodactyla, Delphinidae.
CUCCAUAUUUUUCAGAACAAGAUGAAAACUUAGACCUUACAUGAUCGUGCUUCCCCCGCCUUUUCAGCCCACUUCAGUCCCCACACAUUUUUGUGAUUCUGACCAGACUCCAAAGGCUGUGACGCUGCACCCCAGGUCUGUGUCUCAGCUGGAAAUGCUCCCGCUGCCUCUACCUGCCUCAGCACCUCCGCCUGGUCCUCCCUUCAUAUUCAUCUCUGCUCAAUGAUUCUGAAUGUUCUCGACUGAACCACAAAUAAAAUCAAAGAAGACUGCCUCUUUCUAAAGGGUUAUUUGGUCAAACUCCAGCAUGGCACAGAGAGCUGUGUGACGGAGUGAUUCCUAGGAAGAGAGACUAUUAGCAAUAAGAUGGCGGAGAAGUCUCAAGGAGACCAGGAAAAGAGCAGGAGAGACAUCCUGAGGUCCACCAAGAGGACAUGGGCUCCCCUGGAUGAGCAGCUGCCCCCUGGCUCUGAGGAGGAGAGCCACAGUCUCACCGCCCCCAUGCUGGUAGAAGAUUCCAAACAAGAAAGUAUUCAGCACUGGCUGGACUCUGGAUUCUUUGUCUCUGUAAAUGAAAACCUUCAGCCAGCCAUCGACCACAUCGUUCCUUUUCAUGAACAAGGAAUGGUUCAAAUGACUGUGAAAGACUACACGAGAUCUCUGCAUCAGUGUUUAGAAACUCCCACUCUCUCCAGAGGGACCAGUUUCAACUCUGGCCAUUCUGCUGCAAGUAUACCACAAAGCAUUCCUGAAUGGCUGGAAUUUUGGGAAAAAGAUCCAGUGGAGAUUCUCUUGGAUCUGGGGUUUGGUGCUGACGAGCCAGACAUCUACACACGAAUCCCAGCCAGAUUCCUGUGUUGUGACUCAGCAGCCAGAGGAAUCAACAUCCGUGUUUUCCUCGAAGCUCAAAAGCAGCGAAUGGACAUUGAGAACCCUGACUCGUACAGCUGUUUCUAACAGCUGGAAAUAUUGGAUCAUGUGGCCAGUGCUUUCUCAUCUUUGCUGAAUGAUGUCAACAUCCUGCAGAACAAAGCUAAAGAGGAAGAUGAAGGAAAAAGUGUGCAAAGAACCUCAGUGAGUGAAGCCAAAGAGCAUCGAAGAAGAAUGGGUGAACUUUUUAGGAUAGGUUCAGAGCAGAACACUAGAAGGGAUUAUAGCCUGGGAACAUCACAGUCAUUGAAGAUGAGAAACAAAUUUUCCAUCGUCUCUGCAGAAGCAGGGUGUGGAGCAGUUGCCAUGACAAACAAACACGACCAAAGUCAUUUGUCUCUUUCAGCAGAGCACUGGUCUCUUCAGGCCAGUGAUGACUUGACAGCUUGUCCUCCCCAAGCUCUUCUGAGCAAGCAGUGUCCUCACUCAUCCAUGCUGGCCAAGCAGGCUCCUCCUUCCUAUGUGUCUGAGGGGUUAGUCAAGGACAGAACUCAAAAGGAGAACUCACUUCAGACUAACAAACUCAAGAGCUUGUCUUGUCUUGCAGGCAAAGCACCAGACUCCUUCGAAAUGGAAGAGGUCCAGAGCUUUGAAGAAGAGGCUGGUAAUCCUCUCGACAUGACCUCAGGAACUGUAGUCAUAUUUUACUGGACCUCAGUUUUUCCGUCUGUAAUAAAGAGUUCAUGUACUUGUGGCCUCCCUGGGAUCCUAAGGAAGCCUGGAGAAGACAGAAGACAUCUGGCUCGCAGACCCUUAGGACUCAUAUGCCUUUUUGGGUCUGUGGUGAUGCACAUCACAGAAGUGAAGGAUGGGUUCCUGAGGCCUGAGCGAGCUGGGGCAGUAUAUGUACAAAGCCACCACUGUGAGUCUCAGAGAUCACCUGGAAUUGAUCGUGCUCAAGACAAGUCCUUUCAUGUUGACUCGGAGGCCCCAAGAGGAACAGAAGGCGGUAAACUCUGUCCUGAUAUUAACAACGCCUUACUGAUGCAAAAAAACUGUCCCACAAUGUUCUGCAAACUGGCAUCAGCUGCCCAGAGUGCUGUGGUCUUGGGAAUGGAUUCUAGAGAAGCAAGUUUAGAAUGCACUACGUGUGACCCUGUUACCACAGCAGAACCAGGACUGGGAACAGAAGCAAGACAGCUCAAUGAUGUUUCUGUUCAGACUUCAGCUCCAAGUAACAAGGCCCAGCCCCUCACCAAAUCUGUCUCUGCAGACACAUGUUUCCCUGGUAUCUACCCAGGGGGCCCCUGCCAAGCUGCGCCUGCCCACUGUGGUGUCUGCUGUCACCGCCAUCUCCCCUGACACGGGGCGAGGCAAAGCCCCAGCUUUGUGUCUUCAGCCUGUAGGCCCUAUUCGUACUCACAUAACCAUCUGGAAGACCAGUUCAGGAAGGCUUUGAAAGUCCUUCAGGACACCACAGUGAGGGAGCUGUAUUCUUGCACAGUCCCUGAGAUGGAAACAAUGAGGACGGUCUGCCAGAGUUUCCGGAAGCAUUUAGAAGAAAUUGAGCAGCACCUUAGAAAACAACAGGCACUCUUUUCCAGGGGCAUGUCAGAGGAGAAACUUGAGCUUCUCACAGGGAAACCACCUGAACACUUGCAUCAGUAUAAGUGGACCGAAGAAAAGAAUGGCCAGACUUCAUGUGCUAAGAUCCACCCCUCCAUGGCCCCUGGAGCUGCCUUUCCUCCCAGUGAUGGCCAGCGGGCUCCAUGCUGCAGUGUGACCCAUUUAGCUGCCUUUCCUCCAUCCACCUUCGGGAGAAGCACCAGGAUGUCUCCUCCAGCUUGGGCAGAAUCAGAUCCAGCCUCUCUGUCAAACUGUCCUGUUGGAGAAAAGGAUACAGAUGUCUUCCUCUAG